UGUUCCAAGUCGGACUUGAAAAAUGAUCGGACCGAAAAAGUCAACUCCAUCUAGGGAUUGUUUUUCUUCUCGUUUUCUGCGCAACGUUCCAGUUUAAAAGGUCUGUCAAACAGGGAGCAACGCAUAUGAGCUGAAAUGCCACAAGACGAACAAGCGACGAGCAACCAAAGGGGCUACCGUCUGCUGGGCAUCUUGGACGUGCAGAAGACGCCCUGCGCCCGGGAGGCGGUCCUUCACGGCGCCAUUGCCUCAUCGGCCGUCGGCCUGCUGCACUUUUUGGCCACCAGUCACGUGAAGCGGUCGUUCGAUGUAGGCGCGGGAGGCUUCUUGCUCGCCACUUUUGCUUCCUGGUGCUACUGCCGCGCUGGCAACGCCAGGCAGCGAGCGCAGCAGAGGAUUAUCCGGCGUGGCAUCGAGAACAAAAUGGUCUACCAGGGGACCCCUGUGGACCCCACGCGUCCCCUCAAAGCUCACGAGCCGCCCCGGGACCCUUCUGACGAGAUUGUCGCUGAUGGCAAGUGAGCUGAUCUUGGAUGUCCUCAGUGAGUUCUGUAAAGUCGUCCACUGACACCUGGCCAAGAGUAAGAUGUCGAUGAUGGAGGUAGAUUGGUGUCAAACGUUUUGUACUUGAAAAAACAAAACUUGUACUUGGAAAAAAACCCCUUGAAUCUGAAAAUAAACGUGCUAAGCUUAAAACUUGAAAAAUAAAACAAUGUGUUGAAAGUUUUUAUGAGAUGAAAAUAGUUUUGCUUCGCCUUGGUAAUUUUUUUUAAUAAACUUUACUUUCAGGUUUCACCUCUGUCAGGGUUUUCCAAAACUAUCUUGAUCAUAUGAUUAUGUUGGAAUGUAUGUAACCAGUAAUGAAUAACCUUGGUAGAUUAGUUUUAUGCUUAUGUUGGUGUGUAACCAGUAAUAAAUAACCUAGCUUGUUCCAUCCUACACAAUGUCGUAAAACAUCCCCUGCCCUGCUAAUCUAGAGGUCAAGGGCCUUUUUUACUUGUCUAUUCAGUCCACUGUCACCCCCACCCUUUUUCUCCUAAUAAAGAUGGUCUUGUGGGAAGCGAGAGUCAGACGUCAUUCGAUCAUUGUUGUACGCACAGUGACGAAUGGACUCUCCGCCUGCAGGUGCCCAAAACGACUAA
This is a messenger RNA of Syngnathus typhle (broad-nosed pipefish), 1142 nucleotides long. Its product is annotated as cytochrome c oxidase assembly protein COX20, mitochondrial. The record is from RefSeq and is a predicted model, not a curated record. The transcript has 4 exons. Gene Ontology annotation, cellular component: mitochondrion; mitochondrial inner membrane. Gene Ontology annotation, biological process: mitochondrial respiratory chain complex IV assembly. NCBI's taxonomy places the organism in Eukaryota, Metazoa, Chordata, Actinopteri, Syngnathiformes, Syngnathidae. The coding region runs from base 136 to 522 and encodes 128 amino acids.